This is a messenger RNA of Aphanomyces astaci, 1206 nucleotides long. RefSeq lists its product as hypothetical. The transcript has 5 exons. Lineage: Eukaryota; Oomycota; Saprolegniomycetes; Saprolegniales; Verrucalvaceae. The coding region runs from base 1 to 1206 and encodes 401 amino acids. The record is from RefSeq and is a predicted model, not a curated record.
AUGUCAGCGACUAUGCAUCGUCAAUUGUGGUUCCGCAAGUGGUGGCGUUCAACGAAGCGACAGCAAUCCAAGCCCAACACCACGAGCUACUACUAUGCCACUCCGGAAUAUUUGCGGGCAGUCGUGAUCGAAGAGGAAGCGUAUCCGAUCGCGCGAGCGUGCGAGAAGGUGAAUUGCCUGCUGAUGCGACCUACGGGAUUUCGCAUGUACUGCGAUAACAUGAUUCAUGCAAUUUUUCCCCCCCGCGAGAAGUGGAAAGCACACACCCACGGGUUACUCAUGCGGUGGACUUCUAUUAUUGGCGGCCACCACUAUGAUUUCAUCCAUAUCGACGGUGUCCACGACCUAUGGGCAUACAUGAUGAGUCAUUGGGGCAAACCGAUUCCAAGUCUGGUGGCGAAACGCGUGAACGUCCCACAACUGGACGAAGAAGCGGGGCAAAGUCUCAGAAAACGAACGACCGUCCAGACGACGAACGAUGGCGAGUUGUUAAACGUGGAGGCCGAGUGUGGAUGCGACGGAUCACGCCACGCUGCACUGGCAGCCUCGAUCAGGCGCCUAUUCUACCUCGGCCGUCUAGCUGACCGAGCGGCCGAAUUCCUGCGGGGUUGCUUAUCGUACCGUCAUGCGAAGGGGGGACACAGACCAUGGCUCGCGAAGGGACGCAACGAAGGAAUUCACUUCGACCACCUGUACAAGGUCGAGGUAUACAAGGGCGUAAAGUAUGUAUUGGUGUUGAAGGACGACAUUACGCAUUACUGCGAGCAGAUGGCCUACGAUGUCCCUACAAGCCAAGUGUGUGUUCAUGCUUUGAUGGACUGGACGAAGCGGUUAAACAUGCGAGUCUGGGCCAGCGGCCAAGAAUUGUUUCACGUUCGGCUUCUUGCUCCGUCUCGCACGCCCGUUGUCCCGGAGUACGGCGACGUUCUUGGUGGCCUCACGGUGGAAUUGCUUCCGGGCAGCGGCGAGCUUGGCAAAGGAGUCCUCUCGCAGGCGGACCAGGGAAGCUACCGGAACUUCCUGCACCUCGUCCGCGACACUGUAGGCCGAAAGCGCAUGCCCUGGCUAGAAAAUGGUCAGUUAUCGGCGAGCACCUGUCUUCAUGGUCUUGAGGACGGAUCGCAUCAGCACCAUGACUCGGCUCUUGUAGUGGUGAUCUUGGUCCGACACCGGCGGUCGACGCCCGGCACCCGUCGUGGACCGUGA